Rasamsonia emersonii CBS 393.64 is the source of this 798-nucleotide messenger RNA. Its product is annotated as BET3 family protein. Bases 1 to 798 code for a protein of 265 amino acids. The record is from RefSeq and is a predicted model, not a curated record. NCBI's taxonomy places the organism in Eukaryota, Fungi, Ascomycota, Eurotiomycetes, Eurotiales, Trichocomaceae. Gene Ontology annotation, cellular component: TRAPPIII protein complex; TRAPPII protein complex; TRAPPI protein complex. Gene Ontology annotation, biological process: endoplasmic reticulum to Golgi vesicle-mediated transport. The transcript is spliced from 2 exons.
AUGUCGUCAUCCGCCUCUCCGGCGAGACGACCGUCCACAGUCUCGAUCGCCACGACCGCCUCCAAUGCUACAGAGAAACAGCAGCAGUACGAGCAACAGCAGCAACAACAAUCCACACGGCAGAGCCAGCUCAUUCAGCAGCCCGGCACGGGUCUGCGAUUACCGUCGAACCGCAAGACCAUCUAUGAUCGACAUCUCAACCGAAGUCGCAAUGCGGAGUUGAGUCGGGCCAGUUUCGCGUACAUCUUUGCGGAGAUGGUGACAUAUGCGCAGCGGAGGGUGACAGGCAUACAGGAUUUGGAGAGACGAUUAAACGAACAAGGCUACCCCCUCGGUCUCCGCCUGCUAGAUCUCCUCUUCUACCGCUCCACGACGUCGUCAUCGUCGUCGGCGCUCUCGUCCUCGUCGACCUCAUCCUCCCCGCCAAACCGACCCCUCCGUAUCCUCCCGCUGCUGCAUCUCAUCCACGGCCCGCUCUGGCGUCUGCUCUUCAACCGGCCGGCCGACGCCCUCGAGCACUCCGUCUCCCCGCAAACGCCAAACGAGUACAUGAUCACGGACAACGACCCGCUCGUCAACACCUACAUCAGCGUGCCCAAGGAGAUGAGCAUGCUCAACUGCGCCGCCUUUGUCGCGGGCAUCAUCGAGGGCGUCUGCGACGGCUGCGGCUUCGAGGCCAAGGUCACGGCGCACAAUCAAGGCACGGAGAUGUGGCCCGGCCGGACGGUCUUUCUGAUCCGGUUCGGGGACUCGGUGAUGGAGAGGGAGAACCUCCUCGAGAGGGCGGGAGUGAAAUAA